AUGGUUGAACUAAGCAAUGACGAAGCCAUAAGCUUUUUAAAACAGGCACUACAUGAAGCUGAAAAAAGCUUAAAAGUUGAGACUAAAGAAAUGCCAAUAUUUUGUUUAUUAAUAAAUGAAAAAAAAGAAAUAAUAUCAAGUUCUUAUAAUUGCACAAAUGAAUCAAAAAAUGGAUGUAGACAUUGUGAGAUCAUAGCUAUAGAUAAAUAUAUUUAUGGAAAAAAUUAUGAAAAAAUGAAAAAUAAAAAUUUAAUAAAAUGUUUUAAUAAUAAUACUAAUAGUAUAAAUAAAUCUUUAUCCAAUUAUUUUUCUGAGCUUAAAAAUAUUGAUAAAGAAUUUGAGGAUAAUAAGGAAAAUACAAAUUGUACUAAAGAACACUCUAUAAAUUUUGAGCAAAUACAAAAAGAAAUAACAAAAAAAAUUCAAAAAUUAAAAAAAUUUACUAUUGUUGUUACUUGCGAGCCCUGUAUAAUGUGUGUGUACGCCUUGAAGUUAGUUGGAAUACAAGACAUUUAUUUUUGUUGCUUAAAUGAGCGAUUUGGAGGAUGUGGAUCUGUACUGUCUUUACAUCAAGUAUAUGAGAAUAUGAAUGUGCAUUAUAUAGAAUGUAAUGAUUGCACAAAUAAAAGUAUCAAUCUUAUGAAGUUAUUUUAUAAGUCUGGAAAUCCAUCAGCCCCUGAUGAAAAAAGAAAACGGCCUUUGGCUGAAAUUUCACUUGAACAGUAA
This is a messenger RNA of Plasmodium yoelii, 726 nucleotides long. Its product is annotated as cytidine and deoxycytidylate deaminase, putative. The transcript has 5 exons. Gene Ontology annotation, biological process: tRNA wobble adenosine to inosine editing. NCBI's taxonomy places the organism in Eukaryota, Apicomplexa, Aconoidasida, Haemosporida, Plasmodiidae. The coding region runs from base 1 to 726 and encodes 241 amino acids. Gene Ontology annotation, molecular function: tRNA-specific adenosine-34 deaminase activity. The record is from RefSeq and is a predicted model, not a curated record.